Aspergillus lentulus is the source of this 1563-nucleotide messenger RNA. It is a transcript of the gene fmpR, whose product is annotated as Zn(II)2Cys6 domain-containing transcription factor fsqA. Gene Ontology annotation, molecular function: DNA-binding transcription factor activity, RNA polymerase II-specific; zinc ion binding. Gene Ontology annotation, biological process: regulation of DNA-templated transcription. Lineage: Eukaryota; Fungi; Ascomycota; Eurotiomycetes; Eurotiales; Aspergillaceae. The record is from RefSeq and is a predicted model, not a curated record.
AUGGAUGACAAGCACGGCCGACACGGUGCCUGUGACCGGUGCCGUGGCCAAAAGCUGCGAUGCGUGGGUGCAGGCAAGCCAAUUUUAAAUUCCAGUAGUCGCCUCCUACGCAAUGAGAUACCAUGUGAUCGGUGCAAGAGGGCCAAGGUUGAAUGUUAUAGCGUUAGGCCUGCCCCGCGGAGAGGUGUUGGCUCGAACCUCAAAGAGCCGAUGAUUGCCACGCAACCAGCGCUGGAAAGAUCCAUGUCGGUCCAUCAACACGGUAGCCCAGUCUUUUCUCCUCCUACCGGUCUAGUCGCCUCUGCCCCAAAGCUACACCAAAACACCCUAUCCUUCAACCAUCAGCGAAGCGAUUCAGUCGCCGCCCACAGUGAUCUGCACACUAGACGGCAGUCCCACGAUAGUGAUCCACUACCUGCUAUGCCGAGCAUAUCCCACGAAUGGAUGACGUAUCUUCAUGAGCAUAGGAUGGACGGACAUGGUUUGGGUAUAGAAACGCCUCCUUUGAUUGAGUUGGACCUCAACUUUGGUCGGGAUCCAGCAAUGGACAACUUGCAGGAGCACAACACGAUCGAUCUGAUACACCAAGACCCCCCGGAAGAAUGGAACUCCGGUUCACCUGAGCUUGACAUGUACACAGACUCAACCGUUCCUCCAAACCUGGCUUCGUUGAAAGCCCGAAAGCUGACCAGCCCGGACUCCGGCGACUACCCCUAUGGCCGAACCAGGCCGUCAUCACCCAGACCGACGCAAGCCGCCGAGUCAGCGAGGUCUUGCAUACAGGAGCUCGCCCAAUUCAACGAGAUGUUACUGCGCGACAAAUGCCGCCGUGAAGAUGCAUCGACGCAGAGAGGCUACGAAUACAGCUGGCUCUCCAUCGGGCGGACACUGCAUCACUGUCAGGAAUUCUUUUUGAUCCUCAAGCGUAUCAAAAAUUCACGCCCCGAUUCGCACUUCAGCGGAGGCCGGGCGAGGUCACAGUGGCCGAUCCUGUCAGAGGGCAGCAGGUUGGCUGAUGGAGCGCCGCCGGACUCCCAGGCACGACGAAGCCUAGGAAGUGGCGCAACGCCCUGCUCCUCGUCCUCGGCCAGAUCUUCUUCGACAUCGUCGACCCCGCCGACCUUGUCUCUCGAGGUGUCAACUUUGUUGUCGAUCCUCUUCUGCUACACCUAUAUUCUCCAAUCAUACGAAGACAUAUUUACAUCGAUCCUCCACGCAGUCACCCGACCUACUCCGACUAUACCACCCACAUUAAGCGGGUUCCGCAUCGACGGGUUCCAGCUUGACGGCCACCACACGCUUCAGCUGGACUGUCUGAUGCAUGUGAGCUACAACCUUCUCGAGAAGAUUGAGAACAUAUUAUUCGGGUCGAUGGGAUACGAGGGAGUGUCAAGUCCAGUCAAAUGUGGCAUUCUUGGAGACAAACUCUCUGCUGGUUUGAUUGACGUGCUAUUCGAGCACGAUGAAACAAACAGCUUCUCCCACGGCCAUGGAAAGAGGGAGGUAGCUGCCAAAAGAUUGAUUCGGGAGAUUCAAGCUACACUCAAACAGCUUGAUCUUUGA